Molecule: messenger RNA, 3005 nt
Organism: Mus musculus (house mouse)
Lineage: Eukaryota; Metazoa; Chordata; Mammalia; Rodentia; Muridae
Gene: Bmx
Product: BMX non-receptor tyrosine kinase
Exons: 19
Coding region: 144-2111 (655 amino acids)
Biological process (GO): intracellular signal transduction
Cellular component (GO): cytoplasm
Molecular function (GO): non-membrane spanning protein tyrosine kinase activity; protein tyrosine kinase activity; ATP binding
Source: RefSeq, marked validated
AGCCAUUUCUGACCCAACAGCCAGGGGAAAAAAAAAUGUGAUACAAUUCACUGCUGCUGGAGAGAGGACAGCCCGAGGUUGCGUUCUUGCAGGAGCAGCUUCGCUUCACCGUGGUGGACCCCAGGGAGACAGAAGGAGCCCAAAUGGACGACAAUAUGGAGAGUAAAUCCAUUCUGGAAGAACUGCUUCUCAAAAAGUCACAGCAAAAGAAGAAAAUGUCACCAAAUAAUUACAAGGAGCGGCUUUUUGUUCUAACCAAAACAAGCCUUUCCUACUAUGAAUACGACAAAAUGAAAAGAGGAAGCAGAAAAGGAUCAAUAGAAAUUAAGAAAAUCAGAUGUGUGGAAAAAGUCAACCUUGAGGAGCAGACACCGGUGGAGAGACAGUACCCAUUUCAGAUUGUGUAUAAAGAUGGGCUUCUUUAUGUCUAUGCAUCGAAUGAAGAGAGCCGAUGUCAGUGGUUAAAAGCGCUGCAAAAAGAGAUACGGGGCAACCCUCACCUGUUGAUCAAGUAUCACAGUGGCUUCUUUGUGGAUGGAAAGUUCCUGUGUUGCCAGCAGAGCUGCAAAGCAGCCCCAGGAUGCACUCUCUGGGAAGCAUAUGCUGAUCUGCACAUCGCAAUCAGUGAUGAGAAACACAGAGCUCCCACUUUCCCAGAGAGGCUACUGAAGAUUCCAAGGGCAGUUCCCGUUCUCAAAAUGGAUGCAUCAUCUUCAGGUGCCAUUCUACCCCAAUAUGACAGCUAUUCAAAGAAAAGUUGUGGUUCCCAGCCAACCAGCAACAUACGCUAUAUUCCAAGGGAAGACUGCCCUGACUGGUGGCAAGUAAGAAAACUGAAAAGCGAGGAAGACAUUGCAUGCAGUAACCAACUGGAAAGAAAUAUCGCCUCUCACAGCACCUCAAAGAUGUCAUGGGGAUUCCCUGAGUCAAGUUCAUCAGAAGAAGAGGAAAAUCUGCAUGCUUAUGACUGGUUUGCUGGGAAUAUCUCCAGGUCACAAUCUGAGCAGUUACUGAGACAAAAGGGAAAAGAAGGAGCAUUUAUGGUUCGGAAUUCCAGCCAGAUGGGAAUGUACACUGUGUCCUUAUUUAGUAAGGCUGUAAAUGAUAAAAAAGGAACUGUCAAGCAUUACCACGUGCAUACUAAUGCUGAAAAUAAAUUAUACCUGGCUGAAAACUACUGCUUUGAUUCCAUUCCAAAGCUCAUUCACUAUCACCAACAUAAUUCAGCAGGCAUGAUCACACGGCUCCGCCACCCAGUGUCAACCAAGGCCAACAAGGUCCCGGUGUCUGUGGCUCUGGGAAGUGGAAUUUGGGAACUGAAAAGAGAAGAGAUUACCUUGCUGAAGGAGCUGGGCAAUGGCCAGUUUGGAGUGGUCCAGCUGGGCCAGUGGAAGGGGCAAUAUGAUGUGGCUGUAAAGAUGAUCAAGGAGGGUGCCAUGUCAGAAGAUGAAUUCUUUCAGGAGGCCCAGACCAUGAUGAAACUCAGCCAUCCCAAGCUGGUGAAGUUCUACGGAGUAUGCUCAAAGAAAUACCCCAUCUAUAUAGUAACUGAGUAUAUAACAAAUGGUUGCUUGCUUAAUUACCUGAAGAGUCAUGGGAAAGGACUAGAAAGUUGCCAGCUCUUAGAAAUGUGUUAUGAUGUCUGUGAAGGCAUGGCCUUCUUGGAGAGCCAUCAGUUCAUACAUCGAGAUUUGGCUGCUCGGAACUGUUUGGUGGACAGUGAUCUCUCUGUGAAAGUCUCAGACUUUGGAAUGACGAGAUAUGUCCUUGAUGAUCAGUAUGUCAGCUCAGUAGGAACCAAGUUUCCAGUCAAGUGGUCAGCUCCAGAGGUGUUUCACUACUUCAAAUACAGCAGCAAGUCGGAUGUAUGGGCAUUUGGGAUCCUGAUGUGGGAGGUGUUUAGUCUAGGGAAGCAGCCCUAUGACUUAUAUGAUAACUCCGAGGUGGUUGUGAAGGUCUCCCAGGGCCACAGACUCUACCGGCCCCAACUGGCAUCAGACACCAUCUACCAGAUCAUGUACAGCUGCUGGCAUGAGCUUCCAGAAAAGCGCCCCACAUUUCAGCAACUCCUGUCUGCCAUAGAACCACUUCGGGAACAAGAUAAACCAUGAAGAGAAAUUUCAGAGUGGUGAUGAGAACAAAUGUCAAUAUUAACUAACACUCUCAUUGUUUGUAAGGGAAGUAGAAAGACUCAAUGCAAUGUAGCUCGUUCUUAACAAUGGUCUAUGUGCUGUUUAUCUGUUAUAUUAUCUACCAAAAAAAGCAAGGUAGGAAACAAGAUAGUUCUUUGAAAUUUAGGUCAAAUUGGUAAUUUUGUUUGUGCUGCUUUUAAGGUAUACUUCCAAGACUAUGGUAGAAGUUCAUUUUUAGAUUGCAAUUUACAAAUUGUACUGUGUAUAAAGGUAGAGCAGAAUUGAAAAGGUGAUUUGUUGGGAACUCCCUUUUUUUAAAAAAAAAUUGGCACUAGUGUGAUAAUUAAAUAUCUUUUCAAGAACGGAAAUGUAUAUGUUUGCUUCUGUAUGAGAAAUGUCUCAGGCAUUUGAAUAUUUGUUCUCUGUGGCACUGUUUGGGGGAGGUUUAGGAGGUAUGGGCUUGAUGGAGGAAUGAUGUCAAUGGAGCGGGCUGUGAGAGCCUAAGGCUUCACCCUACUAUCUCUGCUUCUUGCUUACAAUUCAAGAUGUGAGCUCUCAGAAGCUGAAAAGGUGGCUUGGUGCUUAAGAACACCGGCUGUUCUUCUAGAGGACCCAGACUCAAUUCCUAGCACCCACACAGUGGUUUACAACUUGUCUAUGAAUCCAGUUCUAAGGUAUCUGAUGACGUCUUUUGGCCUUCAUGGACACCAUGGACACGUGUGGUACACUGACAUGUAUACAGGCAAAGAAGAAAAAUAAAGGAUGAGAGCUCUCAGCAUCCUGCUCUAUCUGCCUGUUUGCAAGUUGCCUUUGCCCUGCCAUUUUGAACUCUAACUUUCUGGAACUAUAAGCCAAAUAAAGCCUUUCUUCUAU